Messenger RNA from Penicillium expansum, 1008 nucleotides. RefSeq lists its product as uncharacterized. The record is from RefSeq and is a predicted model, not a curated record. The coding region runs from base 1 to 1008 and encodes 335 amino acids. The transcript is spliced from 4 exons. Lineage: Eukaryota; Fungi; Ascomycota; Eurotiomycetes; Eurotiales; Aspergillaceae.
AUGGCAACUCCAUUCCCAGUGCCAUCGGGCAUGACACCUCCGCUGACAGUGGAUACCGAAAUAAACCACAAUGGAUUUAUUACAGUCAUCGCUUCUUUUUCGCUAUUUUUGGUUCUAGGAUCUCUAGGGAUUCGGGUGCAUUCUGCAUAUAGUAGAAGAGCCCGUCAGUUGGAUGAUUUGACUUUUGCGGCCACUGUGAUCCAUUUUGGCUGGGGAAAGUCAAAAUCGCUGAUAGCUGAUGAAUACCUGAACUCGAUGGAGAAAGUAGCAUCAACGGCACUUUUUUACCGGACCAUUACUCUACGUAGCUCGCAAUGGAUGAGCUAUGUUCUUCUUACAGUUACUCUGCUCUGUGCCCCUGUUACUAUAGUUCUGCUGGCAGUACGCUGUGAUCAACAUCCAUGGCAUGAUAUCAGCCAACAAUGUUCCGUUUUGUUCCCUCGGUGGCAGGCUGUCACAGCAUUGGAUAUUAUUUUUGAAAUUAUAGUGCUACUAUAUCCUAUCCGAGCAAUCAUGCGACUACAGACGAAUCUAAACAACAAAGUUAUUGUAAUUCUUGUCCUGAGCUGUCGAUCUUUGUAUGUUCAAAAUCCUCUCAACCAGUUUCCUGGGUCGAUACUAAUAAUUGCUCGGCACACUUACAGCCUCAUCCCUAUCGGUGCAAUCCACCUCCAUUACAUGAGUCAACAAGUCAAUUCGCCAGAUCCAACACUCGAAGGAACAUUCGCUACCAUUGUUGUGGAGCUCCAUGUGGCACUCAGCGUUCUAGUACUGACAGCGCCAUUAAUGAAACCAUUUGUCGCAGCCUACGUCGACGAGAACGGACUGGCCUAUACCGACGACGCGUCAAAGUCGCGACCCAAUCAUAAACUCACACCAAACUCCGACCGAUCGAACGGAACAUAUCCGGGGUCGCGUUUUAGUGAUUCUCCGGCAAAAAUUCGGAUCAUGAAAAGUAUUGAAAUAUCAGUGGAUCGCGAGGAUGUGGAGCUUUUGGAGAGACGAUGA